Molecule: messenger RNA, 3222 nt
Organism: Anopheles coluzzii
Lineage: Eukaryota; Metazoa; Arthropoda; Insecta; Diptera; Culicidae
Exons: 2
Coding region: 1-3222 (1073 amino acids)
Biological process (GO): DNA integration
Molecular function (GO): nucleic acid binding
Source: RefSeq, a predicted model, not a curated record
AUGACGACACUAGAUCCAUCGUCGAUGGCUGCGCUAUCCCACAUGAUCGCGGAAGCCCUAAAAACAGCCAUCGGAUCAGCGGCAGGGGAAGCACGCCAAGAUGCAACACCCUCGACGUCACGGGCACCGUCAUUUUCUCAUCCAGCUUAUCGCACCACCGAAGGGACCGUCUGCGACUAUUUCGACCGAAUGGAAUGGGCCCUGCAGCUGAACGGUAUCCCUACCGAAAAGUACGCCGAUUACGCGAGAGUCCACAUGGGAGCCGAGUUAAACAACGCGCUAAAGUUCCUGAUUGCACCGAAGCUACCGCAAGAGAUUCUGUACAAGGAUCUCCGGAAAACGCUCGAAACGCAUUUUGACAAACAGCGCAAUAAGUUUGUCGAAAGCAUCAAGUUCCGGCAAAUUACGCAGCAGCAAGGGGAAAGCAUCGCAAAAUUCACACUACGCCUGAAGCAGGGAGCUGCUCAUUGUGAUUACGGAGAGUUCUUGGACCGCAUGCUCAUCGAACAAUUGCUACACGGACUAGUGGAACGUGGUAUUUGCGAUGAGAUUAUCGCAAAGAAUCCAGUAACAUUUAAAGAUGCAUGUGAGAUCGCCAGCACGCUGGAAGCAACACACAACACCGCGCAGGAGGUUAACGCAGGGAUGCCGUCCGUCGAAUCAACGAAUAAGUUGGGUUACGAGCAGCCGAAGACAAAGAAGACACCUGCAUCUCGUGCUACGUCGAAGCCCAGCAAGUCAACGCGGCGAGAAACGUCCCAAGGUAAACCAACACAAGGUACAACAAAUCCAGACGAUGAUUUCAAGCACGUCCUUACGCUAAACACUGUUACACAUGGUCUCAUCCGACCGACCAGAGCAGUGUAUGGAGCCGCCAAUAUCCCAGCAAUAUGGCAAAGGCGUAUGGAAAGCGUUCUGCAAGACCUAAACAACGUGGUCAAUUUUUACGACGACAUAAUCGUAGCCGCAGCCAAUUUCGACAACCUGCUCGAAACCCUCAAAGGUACACUACAGAAACUGAAAGAUAACGGACUCCGGCUUAACCGAGCGAAAUGUGUAUUUGCUGUUCCUUCGUUAGAGUUUCUUGGUCACAAGAUCGAUCGCCAUGGGUUGCACAAAUCCGACAAACACAUUGCCGCAAUCCGUGAUGCUCCUCGUCCAAACACCCCGAAAGAGCUGCAGCUAUUUUUAGGCAAAGCUACCUAUUACAGUUCGUUCAUUCCGAACCUUUCAACACGAGCUCGUAGCUUACGUGAUUUGCUCACAGCACAGAUAUUCGAAUGGAAUGACGACGCGGAUGAAGCCUACCAAGAUAUUAAGGAAGCGCUAAUCUCACCGCAAGUCUUGGUACAAUACGAUCCUACACUUCCCGUCAUCUUAGCCACGGAUGCCAGCAAAACCGGUUUGGGAGCCGUACUAUCACACCGAUUGUCUGACGGAACGGAACGCCCCAUAGCUUAUGCUAGCUGCACGAUGUCCAAAACAGAGCAAAAGUAUCCUCAGAUAGACAAAGAGGCGUUAGCAAUCGUGUGGGCAGUGAAAAAGUUCUUUCACUAUUUGUAUGCACUUAAAUUUACUUUAGUGACGGACCAUAAACCGCUAACACAAAUUCUACACCCCGAGAAAUCCCUUCCAACGUUGUGUAUUAGCAGAAUGGCGAAUUAUGCUGACUACUUGGCACACUUCAACUUCGAUGUUGUAUUCAAGCCUACGAAUCUCAACACGAACGCUGACUACUAUUCGAGAAUCCCGAACAAUUCUAAUGUCAACCAAUUCAAAGACGAGGGAAGAAGCUCAGGCGACGAUUUUGAACAAUUUGCGCAUGUCCAAAUCGAACAACUGCCAGUAAGAGCAGAGCACAUUGCUCGAGAAACACGCAAAGAUCCUCACCUAGGAAAAAUCCUUCAACACCUUGAGCAAGGUCAAAACCUCGGACAAUAUGGAUACAAAGCACCCGAAUCGAAGUACACACUCGCAGCCAACUGUUUACUCUUUGAGCACCAAGUAGUCAUACCAAGCACACUACGUCAAGCCAUUCUUAACGAUUUGCACGUGGCACACUUCGGCAUCGUUAUGAUGAAAGCCUUAGCCCGAUCAUAUGUCUACUGGCCCGGCAUCGACGCCGAUAUAGAGAAAACAGCUAAGGAGUGUCACGCAUGUGCUCGUUAUAGACCAACACCUCCCAGGUUCGACAGCCAUCACUGGGAGUAUCCGAGUGCUCCCUGGGAGCGCAUCCAUAUUGACUUCGCUGGUCCCGUAUGCAACACUAUGCUGUUAAUUGUUGUCAACGCUUUUAGUAAAUGGGUCGAAGUCAAGCCCACAAACACUAUAACUUCAGCAGCAACAAUUAAAAUUCUAGACGAACUCUUUGCAACGUAUGGAGUACCGAUCACCGUAGUAUCCGAUAACGGUACUCAGUUCACCGCAAAGGAGUUUAAAGAGUUCCUGCAAAAGAGUGGAGUCAAAUAUCACAAACUCACCGCACCUUACCACCCAGCAACCAAUGGACAAGCCGAACGUUAUGUCCAAACGGUGAAAAAUGGUCUCAAAGCUAUGGGAACAACAAGCGCUAACCUCACACGCAACUUAAACACAUUCCUACAGCAUUUCCGUAAAACUCCACACGCCGAGACGAAAGACUCUACAGCCAAACUGUUUCUUGGACGAAACAUUCGUACUCGACUCGACCUCGUGAGACCACAAGCUGUUCACGCCAGUGUCUCCGAAAGACAAAAAGCCCAGUUCCGGCCUGCGUUUCGAACUUUGCCACCUGGACAGUCCGUCUACAUACUAUCAGGCAACACGCGCAUGGACAAGUGGAUUCCGGCUACCAUCUUCGCCCGAUUGGGAGACCUACAUUACGAUGUGUUGUACAACGGUCAACAUUUGAAGCGGCACAUUGAUCAAAUUCGACGGUUUGAAAUGAAGACCAACGAUGACGAAGAAAGUUCUUCAGCGGCAAUCUCACCACCGGUUGCAACGACUACCACAUCGACACCACUAGCUGUAUCUUCAAGUACCGCUACUAGAAGGCUUCGUUUCUAUGGCCACGCAGCACCGUCAGCCCCAGCAGAACCAGAGCAGGUCGUAACAGCUGAUAACGAUUUGGAGGAUGAGACCUUCUCAACACCACCUUCCAGCCCACAACCACCAGGAAACGUGUCAACAACUUUGCGUCGUUCGACCAGACUCCGGCAGCCUCCCAAGAAAUUUUUUCCCUAG